Calliphora vicina (urban bluebottle blowfly) is the source of this 1443-nucleotide messenger RNA. RefSeq lists its product as uncharacterized. The transcript has 2 exons. Lineage: Eukaryota; Metazoa; Arthropoda; Insecta; Diptera; Calliphoridae. The record is from RefSeq and is a predicted model, not a curated record. Bases 175 to 753 code for a protein of 192 amino acids.
UGCUUUGCCAUUUGUUAUUUGCAUUUGAUUUUUAAUUUUGUUUGUUUGUUUUUAUUUCAAUUGAGACGGGAAUUCUACACAGACUGUUAGUAUCGUCUAGAACUUGCAGUACAUCAAGUCGCAAUUUGAUCGUGUACAAGUAUCAUUAAAUCGUCAAAACUGAUUUUUAUCAAGAUGUUUAAAUUAUUAGCUAUUUGUGUGCUCUGCUUCAAUAUGUACACACAAGCGCGUUCCGUAUCAAUCUCCCAGAUAGGGGAUGUACGAAUUGAAAGAUCGGAUGACAAGUGGCAAUGUGAUAAAAUCGAAUGUCCCCCUGAUACUUAUCGUUGUUUCGUUUCAAAAUCCAAUGAAGUAGACCCCUCAAUUCUAAAACGUGUCAAUUAUUGCUAUUCCAGAGAUAAUGAAAUAUUGAAACAAUACGUAAAUGAAACACCAGUUGAUCCCAAGUCCAAAAUUAAUAUGCAAAUCACCUCAACUCGUAAUGGUAACAUUAUCAGUGGUAAUAAUGUUUAUUCUGGAUCACUGGAGAAUUUCGAUGAAGAAAAAUUCAAUCGUGAAAUGAAUCAAAUGCAAGCCAACUUAAACUCCCAAAUGGCGAAUAUGAAUAAGGACUUGAAUCAUCAAAUGCAACAUUUACAUUCCAAUCUUCAGAAUAUGAAUGAAAACAUUAACAGAAACGUUCAAAAUCAAAUGCAUAAUUUACAUGAAAAUCUAAGUCAAAUGCAAUAUAAUUUGGAUCACAUGUUUGAUUAAUGAUGGCAAUAUUUUUAAUAUUUUAAUGAUAAAAAACAAAUCCUUUAGUAAGUUUAACGGACAAAUCAGGAACAAAAGUAUAUUAACAGACAAUUUUGUUGAUUUCUGUUUAUUGUUAUAUAUUUUAUAUGUUUUUUAUUAUUUUAUUAUAAUUGAAAAUCGCAAAAUAAAAGUAAUUGUUAAAGCAUAUAAAAGAGUGACACAAAAAAAUCUUAUACACACUAUUCCAGCCAAAACUUAUCCUUGGUGCAACAAAUUUAUUAUUUUUUUAAUCUAAGUAGCUUUUAAAAAUAUAUCAGAUAUUAUCUUUUCUAAAUCAUUCAUUUAUAACUAUCAUUUCGGUCAAAAUGGUCACCGAAAAAAGAGUACGUGAAAAAAUAUUCAAAACUUUAAAAAAAAUAGCAAAAGAUACGAUAGUUUCGAAUUUUUUAAAUGAUUAGGUAGAUGCAUUUAAUUGAUCUGAGCACGACAAUAUAUGUUUAAUUUCCUAGUGAGUUUUUUUCUUCUCCUGAUUUAAAAGAUUUUUAAUUAAUAUGCGCUUUUCUUUGACACAGUUUUCCGCGUUUUACUAUUACAAAAUUAAUAAUAUGUUAAUAAAAAAAAAACAACUUACAAGAUCCUCGCAUAUCUUUUUUAUAAUUGCAUUUCAAUAAAAUAAAACUCAUAAUAUAUGUAUGUAUAUCAUGACCA